Molecule: messenger RNA, 1759 nt
Organism: Cannabis sativa
Lineage: Eukaryota; Viridiplantae; Streptophyta; Magnoliopsida; Rosales; Cannabaceae
Exons: 13
Coding region: 324-1484 (386 amino acids)
Cellular component (GO): endoplasmic reticulum; COPII-coated ER to Golgi transport vesicle
Source: RefSeq, a predicted model, not a curated record
AAAGAAAACAAGGAAAGAAAAUCAUUUGAAAAAAGAAACAAAUUUAAUAGGAAAACAUAGAAAAAAAAAGGAGGUAUUUUUUGAAAAGUAUAAUCUCAUUUCCAUAUUUUAAUUAUGUCAAAGUUGCGUUGUUUGGGUCAAUAAUUGGGGUAAUUGCUUUCAUAUUUGGUUCAUCGUUCGGUCGGAACAUAGGCUUGUCAUCGGUCGCCUCCAGUCAACCCAAACCUCAAUCUCUAACUAUUUGAAUUUCUGAUGAGUAAAUGUACGAAUAACUGAAAUUGGAGGAUUGGGGUUGAGGUAUUUCAAUUUGAAGAUCGUCUGCCAUGGAGAAAUUAGUGCUUAAGCUCCGGAAUUUGGAUGCUUACCCUAAAGUUAAUGAGGAUUUCUACAAUCGUACAUUCUCCGGUGGCAUAAUCACUAUCGUCUCCUCCCUCGUUAUGCUCAUCCUCUUUUUCUCCGAAUUUUCAUUGUUCCUUCACACUGUCAAAGAGACAAAGCUGGUUGUUGAUACUUCAAGAGGCGAAACCCUACGGAUCAAUUUUGAUGUUACUUUUCCAGUCAUCGCAUGUUCAUUACUCAGUCUCGAUGCACUUGAUAUCAGCGGAGAGCAACAUCUUGAUAUAAGGCAUAAUAUAGUCAAGAAAAGAAUUGAUGCUCAUGGUAAUCUAAUUGAAGCAAGACAGGAGGGAAUUGGUGCACCAAAGAUUGAGAAACCCUUACAGAGGCAUGGUGGCAGGCUUGAGCAUAAUGAAACAUAUUGUGGUUCAUGCUUUGGGGCAGAAGCGUCUGAUGAUGAGUGCUGUAACUCAUGUGAAGAAGUUCGUGAAGCAUACAGGAAAAAGGGCUGGGCAAUGACGAAUACGGAUUUGAUAGACCAGUGCAAACGUGAAGGUUUCAUCCAAAAGAUAAAAGAUGAAGAUGGUGAAGGAUGUAAUAUUGAAGGGUCUCUUGAAGUUAACAAAGUGGCUGGAAAUUUCCAUUUUUCCCCUGGAAAAAGCUUUCAUCAGGCAAAUAUGUUUCUGCAGGAUUUGCUAGCUCUCCAAACAGAUACAUACAAUAUAAGUCACAAGAUAAACAAAUUAGCUUUUGGUGACUAUUUUCCUGGCGCGGUAAAUCCACUGGAUGGGGUUAAAUGGACUCAGGAAACACCAAGCGGUUCGUACCAGUAUUUCAUCAAGGUGGUACCUACAAAGUACACCAAUAUUAGAGGCCAUGAUGUCCAAUCAAAUCAGUUCUCUGUGACAGAGCAUUUCAAAAAUACAGAAGCUGGACACUUCCGAUCGCUUCCAGGAGUGUUCUUCUAUUAUGAUUUUUCUCCAAUUAAGGUAAACUUCAAAGAGGAACGUGUUCCAUUUUUACACUUCAUUACCCACAUUUGUGCCAUAAUUGGAGGUAUCUUCACUAUUGCUGGAAUAAUAGAUUCCUUUGUAUAUCAUGGUCAAAAAGCAAUGAGGAAGAAGAUGGAAAUUGGGAAAUUUGGCUGAUUUUUUUUCCCCUUCUUUUAGAGUUGUAUAAUGUGCCUCCAGUACUAUGGUUGGUAAAAUUAUUGGUCUCUUUUCCAUUAUUAUAAUUAUUUUUUUAAAAUUAUAGAUUGUGAAACAUAUGAGGUUGAUUUUGUAUAGUACACAUCAAACAUUUUACUAGCCACUAGGAGACCAGUGAUAGAAUCAUUCUUUUGAUAAGAGUCAUUAAGUCAUAACAACAAAUAGGAGGCUGACUGAUGAUUAAAAUUGAGUUUUGGUUAGUUUUUUUUUCUUCA